Molecule: messenger RNA, 4026 nt
Organism: Durusdinium trenchii
Lineage: Eukaryota; Dinophyceae; Suessiales; Symbiodiniaceae
Source: the annotation of a GenBank genome assembly
AUGGCGCGGGAGCUGAAGACGGCGGCGCCGCUGCUGGACGCGGCCGAGCGCGGCGACGAGCCGCCGGAGCUGGUCCGCGGGCCCUUCACCGGGGGCGAUGGGAUCCAGAUCAUGAUUCAGGCAGCGCCUCCUCCGCCCGAGAACCUGGCACCCACGACCCUGAGCCAAUCGCUGCUGCACUCCAUGGCCGACGCACCCCUGGGCGGCUCCAACGAGGGUCCACUGGCAGGCCUCAGCUCCGAGGAGGCGCAAAGGCGUUUAGCACAGUACGGCCGGAACGAGAUCCCCGAACAUGUGGAACCGUGGUACGUGAUGCUUGGGAAGCAAUUUGUCGGCAUGAUGCCUGGCAUGCUCAUCAUCGCGGCCAUUCUUUCUGGGAUCUCGAGAGACUGGACAGACUUCGCCGUCAUCACCUUGAUGCUCAUCGUGAAUGCGUUGAUUGGCUUCCAUGAGGAGUUCAAGGCCAGACAGUCCUUGGACGCCCUGAAGGCGCAGAUGACCGCCACCGUGCCGGUGAAGAGGGAUGGGAGCAUGAUGAUCGUCCCCGUGGCCGAGCUAGUCUCGGGAGACGUGAUCUUCCUUCGAGGAGGCAACAUUGUUCCAGCAGAUUGUGAGUUCCUCGAGGGCGACGAGAUGCUGGUGGACACCGCGGCGCUCACCGGCGAGCCGCUGCCGCGGAAGGUGCCGCGGCCCGACCGGCCGGAUGAGCCGCAGGGCGCCGGGAAGAUGCUCCUGUCGGGAUGCAUCGUGAAGCCGCUUGGAGAGGCUUUGGAAGGGGACUUGCAAGGUGAAGCACAUUGUGAAGUCAAGGAGACCGGCCUCAAUACUGAGAUUGGCCAGGAGCCGGGGCUGGCAAACAUCAGGGAAGUGGUGGAUAUCGAUAAACGAGCCGCAGGGCUGGUCGCUGAAGCCUCUGGACACCAAGCCAGCAUGUUCGAAUCCAAGAUCAUGCAGGUGGUUCAUGCGGUGAUCCUCCUCUCCCUGGUGGACGCGGGGGUGGUGCUCUAUGUGGAUGUGGGCCACAGAGGCGUCCGCUUUUCACAUGCUUUGCUCAACGUCUUAGCUUUAGUCAUUGGUGCAGUGCCCAUUGCCCUGCCCUUGGUGAUGCAGGUGACGAUGGCCAUCGGUGCGGCCAGCAUGGCCAAGCGCCAGGCCAUUGUCACGCACCUCACGGCGCUACAGGAGAUCGCCUCCAUGACCGUGCUGUGCAGCGACAAGACGGGCACCCUAACGACGGCGGACAUGCGGGUCUUGCCGCACCGGACCUGGACCUGCAAUCGCACCACGAAGGACGAGGCGCUGCUGUACGCCUGCCUGGCGUCGAAUCCCGCGAACAAGGAGGACCCCAUUGACAAGGCCAUCCUGGGCUCUGGCCAUGAGCACUUUGGAGAAGAGGAGGCGGACAAGCUCAUGGCGAUGUACAAGAAGGGCAAGUUCGUGGGCUUCAACCCCACGGUGAAACGCACCGUUGUGUAUUGCGAGCACGAAGAGAAGGGCAAGUUCAAGAUCUCUAAGGGACUUGUCAACAAGGUCCUGAUCACAGGAGACGAUGGUGGAGACUGUUGGGAGUGUGUGGAUGCCGACAAGUUGAAGGAGGAACUGAACGAAGUCGACAUCCGCUUCUCCUCCCAGGGGUACAAAACAGUGGGCCUGGCGGUCUCGCACAACGAGGGGCCGAUGCAGUUCGCAGCGAUCAUCCCCAUGUUGGAUCCGCCACGGGGCGACACCAAGCUCACGAUCCACCGCAUCCGGGAAGCGGGCAUCAACGUGAAGAUGAUCACAGGUGAUCACCUGAACAUCGCCAUCGAGACCAGUCGCCUGAUCGGUAGCCCCAGUGCCAGGACCUCGCAGUUCUCGUUGGAUCCUUUGGUGCUUUCUUCUCAUCUCCUCCAAGGCCUUGGCACCCACGUCCUUCCCGCCAGUGAGCUGUGGCCGGCCUCCGCCACGCGGGACGAGACCAUCGUCACGGCGGACGGCUUCGCGCAGGUGCUGCCCAAGGACAAGCGCGAGGUGAUCUUGGUCUUGCAGAACCGCGGCCUGGUGGUGGGCAUGACGGGGGACGGCGUCAACGACGCCCCGGCCCUGGCGCAGGCGCAGAUCGGCAUCGCCGUGGACGGUGCCACCGAGGCGGCGCGCAGCGCGGCGGACAUCAUCCUCACCCAGCCGGGCCUUUCGGCCAUCUUCGAUGCCGUGGUGGAGUCGCGGAAGAUCUUCGCGCGGCUCCGGUCGUACGUGCUGUACAGGAUAGGAGCGACCAUCCAAAUUGUGCUGGUCCUGUCAAUCCUGAUCUAUGCCUACAAUGACACCAUGCCCGCGAUUUACGUGAUUUUGUUGGCGCUGGUGAACGAUGUGACGAUGUUGCCCGUGGCCAGCGACAAUGCCUCCCCCUCCGCGUUGCCGGAGAUCCCCUCGAUGCCGCAAAUCUUGUUGGCGUCCUUCCUGUAUGGCUUCAUCGGCACCGGUCAAACCAUGGCCCUCUACCUCUCGGAUGUGCUCCACUCGGAUCCCUCCAUGGACCCCGAGGAGAGGCGCCAGUAUCGGAUGGCGGUGACCUAUUUGCAGAUGUCCAUCGCGGUGGAGCUCAACAUCUUCUCCUGUCGCACACCGCUGUAUGUGGCGAACCUGCUACGCCCAGAGACCUGGCCUUCGCUCUUGCUCUUCAUUUGCGUCAUGGGCGGGAACCUGCUGGUCUCCCUGCUCGCAGGCUUUGGCGACACGUUCCAUGUGGUGCACAAGGUCGAGCCUUGGCGUGUGGAGCUGGGCUGUUCGGAGCGAGUGGGGCGAGAUGACGGUCCCGACCCUCAGAAGAUUUGGGUCUACGACAUUGGUUGCUUGCUGGUGAUCGACUUCCUCAAGCGCUUCUUGCUCGCUGAAUUCGUGCAGUCUGGUGAGAUCGGAGGAGGGUCUUUUUCAGUUCCCCCGGCGGGGAAGCUCCGCGAUCCAAGGAAUGUGAUUGGUGCAGUGUCUGGGUGGCAAUUGCGGCAGAAGACUGUUGAGAACCUUCGGGCACUUCAAUACGCUCCCCACUUUUUGUCCUUCUUACUGGUGGGUGCCGGCUGCGGAUUUCUGUUGGUGAAUGCACUCUACAAUGCCAUGGCCAACGAGCCGGAACUGGAGAAGGAUGGGAAGACCUUCGGGCAGUUUUCCAUCAUCCAAGGAGCUGUGGGCCUGGCUUCCGGACUUCUAUACCUUUUCUGGAAUUUGAGAUGUCCACACUGCCUCACCAUGAGACAAGAGCAGGUGGGAGUCUCCAUUCUCAUUCUCUCAAACGUGAUCGCUUUCUUGAUUCUCUCAGCCUUUUGGUCAGUGGGCGCGCCGGACUAUCCGGUCUUUGUGGCUGGGGCUGCUGCUGCACAAGUGAUUGGCAACUUCACCAUUUAUUUGCUUUUCCCCAUGGUGUCCACUUACUACGCCGGCUGGCUGGUGGCCCCGGUGCGUGCCGGAACGGACGUGAGCAGCCUCAUCACGAGCCUCAUCGGGCAAGCGCAAAAUCCGGAUCCGGGGAUCGGCACGCUCUUCUUCAUCUAUGCCAUCUUCUCCGUCUGCGGCUUGGGCGCCUGGGCCAGCAUCAUGUACUUGGGCACCGGGCUGCGCUACGAGAUUGACGACGAGGGCACCGUGACGCUCUCCGAGAGCGAGGAUGAGUCCGACGAGUCCAGGACCUGGGAGUCCGAUGAGUCCGAAUGCCGAGAAUUCCACGUGGCCAACGGGCCUCACUACGGCUGCUUGGAUGGCUUGGCGUGUCCUCGACAGCUGCUGCUGCCAGUGGUCCUGGCCACCUUAAGUCAGGUGGCCCAGUGGGGCAUCGCGGCCUCGCUGGGGCAGAUCGGCGCCGCCAUGACCGACCCGGUCGGCUGCCACGGACACCAGGGGAAACGGGUCUACCGCUACGCUUUGACCAGCUCAAUGAUCUCCGUUCCCAUCGGCUCCAUUUUGUCCACGGCAUGGAACUGCCCCCGGUCGAUCUUCAAUGCCCUGAGCUGCGUGCAGCUGUUGGCGGCUGCGGUGGUGGGAUCGGACGCUUGA